Sciurus carolinensis (gray squirrel) is the source of this 9621-nucleotide messenger RNA. RefSeq names its product calcium voltage-gated channel subunit alpha1 I (gene Cacna1i). The coding region runs from base 227 to 6757 and encodes 2176 amino acids. Gene Ontology annotation, biological process: membrane depolarization during action potential; sodium ion transmembrane transport; neuronal action potential. Gene Ontology annotation, molecular function: voltage-gated sodium channel activity; low voltage-gated calcium channel activity. The record is from RefSeq and is a predicted model, not a curated record. NCBI's taxonomy places the organism in Eukaryota, Metazoa, Chordata, Mammalia, Rodentia, Sciuridae. The transcript is spliced from 37 exons. Gene Ontology annotation, cellular component: voltage-gated calcium channel complex; plasma membrane; voltage-gated sodium channel complex.
CCGCUGCCGCGCCCCGCCAUGGCCCGGCGACCCGGGCCCGCCGCCCCGCGCCCGCCGCCCCCCGCGCCCCGGGGGCUCCGCUGAGCAGGCAUCGGAGGGCCGGGCCGGCGGGGCGAGGGUCCCGCCCGAUCGCCCGCUCCGGGGGACGCGACGCCCCGCGCCUCCAGCCUGGACCACCCCGCUGCCCGGCCACGUCCAUGCCAAGGGCACACCCCGCAGCGCUGACAUGGCUGAGAGCACCCCGCCAGCCUCCUCUUCUGCAGCAGCGCCAGCCCCUGAGCUGGGAAUAACAGUGCAGCCGGGGCCGCAGAGCCCCCCGCCGUCCCCGCCAGGCCUGGAGGAGCCCCUGGAUGGAGCUGAUCCUGAAGUCCCCCAUCCCGACCUGGCGCCAGUUGCCUUCUUCUGCCUGCGACAGACCACCAGCCCCCGGAACUGGUGCAUCAAGAUGGUGUGUAACCCGUGGUUCGAGUGUGUGAGCAUGCUGGUGAUCCUGCUCAACUGCGUGACGCUCGGCAUGUACCAGCCCUGUGACGACAUGGACUGCCUGUCUGACCGCUGCAAGAUCCUGCAGGUCUUCGACGACUUCAUCUUCAUCUUCUUCGCCAUGGAGAUGGUGCUCAAGAUGGUGGCCCUGGGCAUUUUUGGCAAGAAGUGCUACCUGGGGGACACCUGGAACCGCCUGGACUUCUUCAUUGUCAUGGCAGGGAUGGUCGAGUACUCUCUGGACCUUCAGAACAUCAACCUGUCGGCCAUCCGCACUGUGCGCGUCCUGAGGCCCCUCAAAGCCAUCAACCGCGUGCCGAGCAUGCGGAUCCUGGUGAACCUGCUGCUGGACACGCUGCCCAUGCUGGGGAACGUCCUCCUGCUCUGCUUCUUCGUCUUCUUCAUCUUCGGCAUCAUCGGCGUGCAGCUCUGGGCGGGCCUGCUGCGCAACCGCUGCUUCCUGGAGGAGAACUUCACCAUACAAGGGGACGUGGCCCUGCCCCCCUACUACCAGCCGGAAGAAGAUGACGAGAUGCCCUUCAUCUGCUCGCUGUCGGGGGACAAUGGCAUCAUGGGCUGCCACGAGAUCCCCCCACUCAAGGAGCAGGGCCGGGAGUGCUGCCUGUCCAAGGACGACGUCUACGACUUCGGGGCGGGGCGCCAGGACCUCAACGCCAGCGGCCUCUGUGUCAACUGGAACCGCUACUACAACGUGUGCCGCACGGGCAGCGCCAACCCCCACAAGGGCGCCAUCAACUUUGACAACAUCGGUUACGCCUGGAUCGUCAUCUUCCAGGUGAUCACGCUGGAGGGCUGGGUGGAGAUCAUGUACUACGUGAUGGACGCCCACUCCUUCUACAACUUCAUCUACUUCAUCCUGCUCAUCAUAGUGGGCUCCUUCUUCAUGAUCAACCUGUGCCUCGUUGUCAUAGCGACCCAGUUCUCGGAGACCAAGCAGCGGGAGCACCGGCUGAUGCUGGAGCAGCGGCAGCGCUACCUGUCCUCCAGCACAGUGGCCAGCUACGCCGAGCCGGGCGACUGCUACGAGGAGAUCUUCCAGUACGUCUGCCACAUCCUGCGCAAGGCCAAGCGGCGAGCGCUGGGCCUCUACCAGGCCCUGCAGAGCCGGCGCCAGGCCCUGGGCCCAGGGGUACCUGCCCCUGCCAAGCCCGGGCCCCACGCCAGGGAGCCCAGGCACUGCAAGCUGUGCCCGAGACACAGCCCCCUGGACCCAACGCCCCACACGCUGGUGCAGCCCAUCUCUGCCAUGCUGGCCUCCGACCCUGCCAGCUGCCCACACUGCCAGCACGAGGCAGGCCGGCAGCCCUCGGGCCCCGGCAGCACUGACUCGGGCCAGGAGGGCUCGGGCUGCGGGGGCUCCGGUGGCGGUGAGGCUGAAGCCGACCGGGACGGGCCCCGGAGCAGCGAGGACGGGGCCUCCUCAGGCCUGGGGAAAGAGGACGACGAGGAGCCGGUGGGGGCAGUCCGGCUGUGUGGGGACCUGUGGCGGGAGACUCGGGCCAAGCUGCGGGGCAUUGUGGACAGCAAGUACUUCAACCGGGGCAUCAUGAUGGCCAUCCUGGUCAACACCGUCAGCAUGGGCAUCGAGCACCACGAACAGCCCGAGGAGCUGACCAACAUCCUGGAGAUCUGCAACGUGGUCUUCACCAGCAUGUUCGCCCUGGAGAUGAUCCUGAAGCUCGCUGCCUUUGGACUCUUUGACUACCUGCGAAACCCCUACAACAUCUUCGACAGCAUCAUCGUCAUCAUCAGCAUCUGGGAGAUCGUGGGGCAGGCAGACGGCGGGCUGUCGGUGCUGCGCACCUUCCGGCUGCUGCGGGUGCUGAAGCUGGUGCGUUUCAUGCCUGCGCUGCGGCGCCAGCUCGUGGUGCUCAUGAAGACCAUGGACAACGUGGCCACCUUCUGCAUGCUGCUCAUGCUCUUCAUCUUCAUCUUCAGCAUCCUCGGGAUGCACAUCUUUGGCUGCAAGUUCAGCCUCCGCACAGACACGGGAGACACGGUUCCCGACAGGAAGAACUUUGACUCCCUGCUCUGGGCCAUUGUCACGGUGUUCCAGAUCCUCACCCAGGAGGACUGGAACGUCGUCCUCUACAAUGGCAUGGCCUCCACCUCCCCCUGGGCCUCCCUCUACUUUGUUGCUCUCAUGACCUUCGGCAACUAUGUGCUUUUCAACCUGCUGGUGGCCAUCCUGGUGGAGGGUUUCCAGGCUGAGGGGGACGCCAACCGCUCCUACUCAGAUGAGGACCAGAGCUCGUCCAACAUGGAGGAGUUCGACAAGUUCCAGGAGGGCCUGGACAGCAGCGGAGAUCCCAAGCUCUAUCCAAUUCCCCUGACCCCCAAUGGGCACCUGGACCCCAGUCUUCCACUGGGUGGGCACCUGGGUCCUGCUGGGGCUGUGGGCCCUGCACCCCGCCUCUCGCUGCAGCCAGACCCCAUGCUGGUGGCCUUGGAUUCCCGCAAGAGCAGCGUCAUGUCCCUGGGGAGGAUGAGCUAUGAUCAGCGCUCCCUGUCCAGCUCCCGGAGCUCCUACUACGGACCUUGGGGCCGCAGCGGGGCCUGGGCCAGCCGCCGCUCCAGCUGGAACAGUCUCAAGCACAAGCCGCCCUCGGCUGAGCACGAGUCUCUGCUCUCGGCGGAGCGCAGCGGCGCGCGGACCUGCGAGGGCGCCCGGGACGAGGGGCCGCCGCGCACUGCGCCGCUGCACGCCCCGCACGCCCACCACGCGCACCAUGGACCCCACCUGGCGCACCGCCACCGCCACCACCGCCGGACGCUGUCCCUCGACACCAGGGACUCAGUGGACCUGGCCGAGUUGGUGCCCGCCCUGGGCGUCCACCCGAGGGCCGCCUGGAGGGCAGCGGGCCCGGCCCCCGGGCACGAAGACUGCAACGGCAGGAUGCCCAGCAUCGCCAAGGACGUCUUCACCAAGAUGGACGACCGCCGGGAUCGCGGAGAGGACGAGGAGGAGAUGGACUACACUCUGUGUUUCCGCGUCCGCAAGAUGAUCGACGUCUACAAGCCUGACUGGUGCGAGGUUCGCGAGGACUGGUCGGUCUACCUCUUCUCCCCCGAGAACAGGUUCCGCGUCCUGUGUCAGACCAUCAUUGCCCACAGGCUCUUCGACUAUGUGGUCCUGGCCUUCAUCUUCCUCAACUGCAUCACCAUCGCCCUGGAGCGGCCCCAGAUCGAGGCUGGCAGCACUGAACGCAUCUUCCUCACGGUGUCCAACUACAUCUUCACAGCCAUCUUCGUGGGCGAGAUGACACUGAAGGUGGUCUCGCUGGGCCUGUACUUUGGCGAGCAGGCGUACCUGCGCAGCAGCUGGAACGUGCUGGACGGCUUCCUGGUUUUCGUGUCCAUCAUCGACAUCGUGGUGUCCUUGGCCUCGGCCGGGGGAGCCAAGAUCCUGGGGGUCCUCCGGGUCCUGAGGCUCCUGCGCACCCUCCGCCCCCUGCGUGUCAUCAGCAGGGCCCCUGGCCUGAAGCUGGUGGUGGAGACGCUCAUCUCCUCCCUCAAGCCUAUCGGGAACAUCGUCCUCAUCUGCUGCGCCUUCUUUGUCAUCUUUGGCAUCCUGGGGGUGCAGCUCUUCAAGGGCAAGUUCUACCACUGCCUGGGUGUGGACACCCGCAACAUCACCAACCGCUCCGACUGCGUGGCUGCCAACUACCGCUGGGUCCAUCACAAAUACAACUUUGAUAACCUGGGCCAGGCGCUGAUGUCCCUCUUUGUCCUGGCCUCCAAGGACGGCUGGGUGAACAUCAUGUACAACGGGCUGGAUGCUGUGGCUGUGGACCAGCAGCCUGUGACCAACCACAACCCCUGGAUGCUGCUGUACUUCAUCUCCUUCCUGCUCAUCGUCAGCUUCUUCGUGCUCAACAUGUUCGUGGGUGUGGUGGUGGAGAACUUCCACAAGUGCCGGCAGCACCAGGAGGCCGAGGAGGCCCGGCGGCGCGAGGAGAAGCGGCUGCGGCGCCUGGAGAAGAAGCGCCGCAAGGCCCAGAGGCUGCCCUACUAUGCCACCUACUGUCACACGCGGCUGCUCAUUCACUCCAUGUGCACCAGCCACCACCUGGACAUCUUCAUCACCUUUGUCAUCUGCCUCAAUGUGGUCACCAUGUCCCUGGAGCACUACAACCAGCCCACGUCCCUGGAGACAGCUCUCAAGUACUGCAACUACAUGUUCACCACUGUCUUUGUGCUGGAGGCUGUGCUGAAGCUGGUGGCAUUUGGUCUGAGGCGCUUCUUCAAGGACCGGUGGAACCAGCUGGACCUGGCCAUCGUGCUGCUCUCUGUCAUGGGUAUCACGCUGGAAGAGAUUGAGAUCAACGCAGCGCUGCCCAUCAACCCCACCAUCAUCCGCAUCAUGCGGGUUCUGCGCAUCGCCCGGGUGCUGAAGCUGCUGAAGAUGGCCACUGGAAUGCGGGCCCUGCUGGACACCGUGGUGCAGGCUCUGCCCCAGGUGGGCAACCUGGGCCUCCUCUUCAUGCUGCUCUUCUUCAUCUACGCUGCCCUGGGAGUGGAGCUCUUCGGGAAGCUGGUCUGCAACGACGAGAACCCGUGCGAGGGCAUGAGCCGGCACGCGACCUUCGAGAACUUCGGCAUGGCCUUCCUCACACUCUUCCAGGUCUCCACGGGUGACAACUGGAACGGGAUCAUGAAGGACACGCUACGGGACUGCACCCAGGACGAGCGCAGCUGCCUGAGCAGCCUGCAGUUCGUGUCCCCGCUGUACUUCGUCAGCUUCGUGCUGACCGCGCAGUUCGUGCUCAUCAACGUGGUGGUGGCCGUGCUCAUGAAACACCUGGACGACAGCAACAAGGAGGCGCAGGAGGACGCCGAGAUGGACGCCGAGAUCGAGCUGGAGAUGGCGCACGGCCUGGGCCCCAGCCCGAGGCCGCCCCCCAGCUCCCCGGGAGGCCCGGGCCGAGGGCCAGGAGGGGCGGGCGGCGGGGGUGACCCUGAGGGCCGCCUAUGCCGGCGCUGCUACUCCCCAGCCCAGGAGAACCUGUGGCUGGACAGCGUCUCUUUAAUCAUCAAGGACUCCUUGGAGGGGGAGCUGACCAUCAUCGACAACCUGUCCGGCUCCAUCUUCCACCACUACUCCUCGCCCGCCGGCUGCGAGAAGUGUCACCAUGACAAGCAGGAGGUAGUGCAGCUGGCUGAGACAGAGGCCUUCUCCCUCAACUCAGACCGGUCCUCGUCCAUCCUGCUGGGUGACGACCUGAGUCUUGAGGACCCCACGGCCUGCCCGCCUGGUCCCAAAGACAGCAAGGGUGAGCUGGACGCGCCCGAGCCCACGCGGGUGGGGGACCUGGGCGACUGCUUCUUCCCCUUGUCCCACACGGCCGUGUCCACGGGCGCAGAGAACUUCCUGUGCGAGAUGGAGGCAACCCCAUUCAACCCUGUCCGGUCCUGGCUGAAACACGAGAGCAGCCAAGACGCCUCCAGCCCACUCCUGACCAUGCCUGCCGAGUUCUUCCACCCAGCUGUGUCUGCCAGCCAGAAAGGGCAGGAGAAGGGUGCUGGCGCUGGGACCCUCCCCAAGAUUGCCCUGCAGGGCUCCUGGGCAUCUCUGCGGUCACCAAGUGUCAACUGUACCUUCCUCCGGCAGGCCACUGUGAGUGACACGUCGCUGGACGCCAGCCCCAGCAGCUCGGCGGGCAGCCUGCAGACCACGCUGGAGGACAGCCUGACCCUGAGCGACAGUCCCCGGCGCGCGCUGGGGCCGCCCGUUCCGGCCGCGGGGCCGCGGGCUGGCCUGUCGCCCGCCACGCGCCGGCGGCUGAGCCUGCGGGGCCGCGGGCUGUUCAGCCUGCGCGGGCUGCGGGCGCACCAGCGCAGCCACAGCAGCGGGGGCUCCACCAGCCCGGGCUGCACCCUGCACGACUCCAUGGACCCGUCGGACGAGGAGGGCCGCGGCGGCGCGGGCGGCGGCGGCGCGGGCAGCGAGCACUCGGAGACGCUCAGCAGCCUGUCGCUCACGUCGCUCUUCUGCCCGCCGCCCGCGCCGCCGCCGCCCGGCCUCACGCCCGCGCGCAAGUUCAGCAGCACCAGCAGCCUGGCCGCGCGCCCCGCGCCCCGCGCCGCGCUCGCCCGCGGCCUGGCGCGCAGCCCCUCGUGGGCCGCGGACCGCAGCAAGGACCCGCCGCGCCGGGCGCAGCCCGCCCCGGGCCUCGGCCCCGCGGCGCCCGAACCGCAGCCGCCGCCCGGGGAGCUGGAGGCGGCGGACGCGGCGAGCAAGAGGAAGAGAUGAGGGCCGCAGGGGCCGCGCGACGCCAUCGCCGCCCGCCCGCCCCGUCUCACCGUCUUUACCUCAGGAGCCAGGGAGCAGACAGCAAUACUCGUCCCACCCCGGAGGCGCGGGGGCGCCCCGGCCCGGCCCGGGGUCCAGGAGGCGCCGCGGUGGUCGCGGCGCGCGCCCCCAGCGCAUAUACAUAUACAUAUGCAGCAUAGAUAUACAUAGACAGACAUAUAUAUUUAUUUUUUUUACUGAGAGCUUAUGAAUUCCAGAAAGUGCUAAAGUUGGGGCGCGGGCCAGGCUGCUCAGGGGCCGGGCCCCCAGGGCAGAGGGUCCUGGCCGGGCAUGGCGGCCGCGGUUUGGGCGGCUCCCUGGGUUGGGAGUAGCUGGAGAGGAUUCUCCGGGCUCAGAGGCCCAGAAGAGGUGCGAUUCAGGGUGCACUUUUUCCCUUUAAAGAAGAGACGCUGCUAAGAUCCCCCCACCACCCAAGUGUCGGGGUGUCUGUCUUGUCCUCUGACUGUCCUGUUGUUGUGAGAUCUUUUGUAGACACCCCAGAGCACACUAACCCUCUUAGUCAAAUGGUUAGAUGUUUUCUUUAGAAAAUCAGGGGCAGGUAGACAUUUUCUUAGGGCAGGGGUGGGGUAGAGGGCAGCUCCAAGGCCGGCCGGGGUCCUUGUGCCAGGUGAGGUUGUGACCUCAGUGAGCACUUUGGGGGGUAGGUUUCUGCUCCCAGGAAGGCCCUGAGCAGGGUAGCUGCUAAGAGAGGACAGGUGACAGGGGAGUGAGCAGAUUUUAAGGGUCAAGUCCACCCUCCUGGUCCAGGCUGAUGCCCCUGAACUGGGGCGGUUUGUUGUGUGGGGACCUGCCCUUCGCUUGGGUCCAGGCUGCAGCCGUUUCUGGAGGUUGUGAUCACCCCGCCCUGAGCAGCUCUCUCCCUGCCCUAGUGGACUUCAGAGUACAGCAGGUCCCACAGGAUUCUAAGUAGGGGGGCACCUGCCCAGGCCUUGGGACCAGUCCCCUCCCUGCCUUCACCUCCUUCACCCUUAAGUGGGGUCACCUGGAGACCCAUAUCCUCCAACUCCCUGGUGGCCCGUCCCUGGGUCUCCGUCUCACUGUCCCUAAGCUGCAGGUCAGGUUUCACUACAGUAGUGCUUCCCAAAUGGGUUCUGGACGGGUGUUUUUGUUUAAAUAGUUAUGCAUUUAUUUCAUUAUUUAUUAGGAAAAAACAUAACACGUUGAACCCAUGAUCUCACAGGCGCACUGCUUAGGUCAAGGCUGAGUUCUGAAAAGUGAGUCGAUGGAAAGUCAGUUUAAGGAAGGCGAUUGGGAACGUGUCGGCAGCAGCGUCUGCGGACUCAGUGGAAACACAGCAGGGUUGGCAAAGGCGAUGCUCAGCGGUCGGGGCCUUGCCUCUGCUGACAUUGGCCCCGCUGUGGUGGCUUUGUCCUUGCUCCCCAACCCUCCCUUCACAGAGGUUGACUUCCCGAGGGCUGCGUCGACAGGCUCCGGGGGAACUCCAGGCUGCUGCAGGAACCCUUGGGCCUGGGUGCUGUAGCAGAGUGGGGAGGAUGUGGGUGACGGGGACACUGUUGCCUGGAGGCCCUUCUUACGGCCGAGUCGCGGGGCCUCCUGUGCACUGAGGCAGCCCAGGCCCAGAGGGGAAGCUGUGAAGAAGCUGGGGUCCCUGGAAGAGCCAGUGGAGGGCAGAACCUAAACACCUAGGCUGUGCAAAGCACCCAGGGUUUCAAAGAUGAGUGGUCAGGGCAUCCAGCCUGACCUCCAUGGGGACAGGUUCUGAUGCUGCCUGACGGCCUCCGGUUUUCUGGGCCCAGCCUCUGUCCUCUUGUUUAAUCUGCAGGGCAGCCCUGUGGGCGCUCCUAGCAGACUUUCCAGCAUCACCUGUUCUCAGGGGCUGGCAGGGAUUUCGCCUAGGCAUGUCUGAUAUGAAGCCAUCCCUUUACCCUGAACCAUGUGACCCUGCAACAACAGGCACAUGAGGAGGACAUUCUAGGCAAAGGGACAGGCGUGAGCAGAGGCCAGGGCCAGCACAGCAGGGCAUAGGAGAAGAUGGGAACAGCUGGACCCAGAGGCAGAGAAGCUUGGCUCCGGAGCUGGUUCCGGGAUGGUCCCUACUGCCGAUUCCUGGUGUUUGGCCUCAUUCCUGUGGGUGUCAGGGGACCAAGGGACCAGGAAGCUGUGAAGCACUGGCCUGAACAAGCCGAGAUGGAAGUGGGUUGGGCAAACGGUCCCUCCUCCCUCUCCAACUCUGUGACCUGGGGCUGUGUCCCUCACAAAAGCACAAACUUGCCCUCCUCCACUUUGGCCUGGCUGUGGUGAGGACAGGGACCAGGUGCCAACACCCUUGAAGUUGUUUGUUUGCCAGCCUUUUUGGGGCCCCUUGGCAUCUGCAGAGAGGACCUUGGGACCAGGCGGGCAGUGGCCUUCGGCCCCAGGUGGCCGGCGGAAGCAGGACCAAGCACAGUAGCAGCCUGCCUGCCCGUUCCCUGCCCCUCCUCCUGGAGCCUGCGCUCCAGCCCCUUUGCUGCGCUGUGUAAGGGCUUGAGGCCUCAGAAGCCACUGUUCAGCCCAGACACACAUGACUCUUUUUGUCUUUGUGCAAUAAUCAAUGUUCCUGGCAGAGCCAGAGCCAAGCCGGGGCCUGGGGAGGAGGCAGAGGUCACCUCCUCCAGGAAGCCCUCGGCUGGCUCGGCCACUGUGGCUGCAGCACCCCCGUCACUGUACAGUUUCUAUGGUGUGAAUGAACCUCCCUUCUAGUUGCUGAUGGCGCUGGUCCCUGCUGGCUCAGACGGCCCAGCCGUGGAGACCAAGCGGCCACUCCAGCAGUGUUGUUUUGAAUAAAACCCAGAUACCUAUUUAGG